GGAGCGCGGGGGAGCGCGGCGGCGUCGGCGGCGCCUCCUCCGCCACCAAACUCCGGGGCUCGGGGCCACCUCCUCCUUCGCCAGGAGGAUCCCUAUCCCAAUAGGUUUCAGCCUGACUUUUUCCUCCCGGUUUCUCCCUCCCACCCCCCGUUUCCCAAUACAUUUUUCUGCCUUCGGACCUCAGACUGCUGCAGCCUGAGCCUUCCCAAGGCUCAGUUCUUAGGGGUUUCUCAUCCCUCCCGCUGCGGGCGAGGACGCGCGCCCAGCGUCGGGCGAAGAAAAGAAGAAAAACUUGUCGGAGGGCUUUCGCCAGCCCGCUGUUAACCCCCUUCCCGCAAACCUAAGCCUCCUUGGGGGGGCCAUCCCAAGACGGGAAAGUUCCUUCCGAGCCAACAGCCCUCUUGGAUUUGGAGGAGGCACCCGCGCCGGCUGUGGAAUUAGAUCUGUUUUGAACCCAGUGGAGCGCAUCGCUGGGGCUCGGAAGUCACCGUUUGCGGGCACCGGGGUGGCGCUGCCUGUGCGGAACAGAGAGUUUGCCAGCCUCAGCUGCAAGUGGCCUCUCGUCUCCGCAGUUGUUGUUCUGUGUCUGGGGUGAGGACUGCGAGUGUUGUGGCAAGUUGUGAAGGGAGACCUGGAGGUCCGGAGAGGACUGCGCUCCGCUUGCACUCCUUUCUUCCUCGUCCAGGCUCCUGGGUGGGCAAUCCCAGAGAAAUUUACAAAGGCCUCUGCUUCCCUCCGAGACCGGUCCGCAGCAUUCAGCCCCGUUGUCCCCAUUCCCAACGGGAGCCCCGGAGCAGCACAGGGCGCCGGGGAAGGACUGGAGGGGAGCGGGAGAUCGCGGCGGCGGCAUGGCGAGGUUCCGGAGGGCCGACCUGGCUGCUGCAGGAGUUGUGUUACUUUGCCACUUUUUAAUGGACCGGCUUCAGUUCGCUGAAGGGAAGCCUGGAAAUCAAGUCAAUGAUGGGCAGUAUCAGGUUGCUCAAGCCUUCCCACAGACAGAAGAGGAGGUGGAGGUGGACACGCAUGCAUUCAGCCACCGGUGGAAAAGGAACUUGGAUUCUAUCAAGGCCGUAGAUUCGAACCGAGCCAGCCUGGGCCAAGACUCCCCGGAGCCCAGAGGCUUCACAGACCUGAUCUUGGACGAUGGGCAGGACAACACCACCCAGAUUGAGGAGGACACAGAUCAUAAUUACUAUAUAUCACGGAUAUAUGGUCCAUCUGAUUCCGCCAGCCGGGAUUUGUGGGUGAACAUAGACCAAAUGGAAAAGGACAAAGUGAAGAUUCAUGGAAUACUGUCCAACACUCAUCGGCAGGCUGCGAGAGUGAAUCUGUCCUUCGAUUUUCCAUUUUAUGGCCAUUUUCUACGUGAAAUCACUGUGGCAACUGGGGGUUUCAUAUACACUGGUGAAGUUGUGCACCGAAUGCUAACAGCCACACAGUACAUAGCACCUUUAAUGGCAAAUUUUGAUCCCAGUGUAUCCAGAAAUUCAACUGUCAGAUAUUUUGAUAAUGGCACAGCACUUGUUGUCCAAUGGGACCAUGUACAUCUCCAGGAUAAUUACAACCUGGGAAGCUUCACAUUCCAAGCAACCCUCCUCAUGGAUGGACGCAUCAUCUUUGGAUAUAAAGAAAUUCCUGUCUUGGUCACACAGAUAAGUUCGACCAAUCACCCAGUGAAAGUGGGCCUGUCAGAUGCAUUUGUCGUUGUCCACAGGAUCCAGCAAAUUCCCAAUGUUCGAAGAAGAACAAUUUAUGAAUACCACCGAGUGGAACUACAGAUGUCAAAAAUCACCAAUAUUUCAGCUGUGGAGAUGACCCCAUUGCCUACAUGUCUCCAGUUCAAUGGUUGUGGCCCCUGUGUAUCCUCUCAGAUUGGGUUCAACUGCAGUUGGUGUAGCAAACUUCAAAGAUGUUCCAGUGGAUUUGAUCGCCAUCGGCAGGACUGGGUGGACAGUGGAUGCCCUGAAGAGUCAAAAGAGAAGAUGUGUGACCCCACAGAGCCAGUGGAAAGUUCUACUCGAACCAGCACCACCAUACGCGCAACCACCACACAGUUCAGGGUCUUGACGACCACCAGAAGAGCAGCCACCUCCCAGCUGCCCACCAGCCUGCCCACAGAAGAUGAUACCAAGAUAGCUCUACAUCUAAAAGAUAAUGGAGCCUCUACAGAUGACAGUGCAGCUGAGAAGAAAGGAGGAGCCCUUCAUGCCGGUCUCAUCGUCGGGAUUCUCAUCCUGGUCCUCAUUAUAGCCGCAGCCAUCCUUGUGACAGUCUAUAUGUAUCACCACCCGACAUCAGCAGCCAGCAUCUUCUUUAUCGAGAGACGCCCAAGCAGAUGGCCAGCAAUGAAGUUCCGAAGAGGUUCUGGCCAUCCUGCCUAUGCUGAAGUUGAACCAGUUGGAGAGAAAGAAGGUUUUAUCGUAUCAGAGCAGUGCUAAAAUUUCUAGGACAGAACAGCACCAGUGCUGGCUUACAGGUGUUAAGACUAAAAAUUUGCCUAUACCUUUAAGACAAACACACACCCACACACACACACGUACACACACACACACAUACACACACAGGAGCCCUAAGCUGCUCUAGCCAGAAGGAGAUUUCUGGACAACCCCAGCCCAAAAAGGGUUAAAAAAUUUUUUUAAACUUAUAGAGGAUACCAGUUACCACUGAACAUAGAAUUCCCUAGUGGAAUGACCUCUAUAGUUCACUCAGCACAUCUCCUGUGGACUUUUCAGAAAUAUGACAAGAUUACAAUGCUGUUGGCUUAAGGUGCAGGGUGCAAAGGGAUCGAGGAAAAAAUAAUAAUAAUAAAGCUUUAGUUCACAAGGGAUCUAUACCUUUGGUUCAAAUAUUCUUCUCUGAUAACUGUGUUCCAAAGCCUGAACCCAUUCACUCAAAAGAACAGUGACAAAUAUUUCCAGUUUGCUGAGAAAAGUAGCUGAUGCAGGGGCCCAAACAAACACAAAAGAAGAGAUUUUGUGUCUUUCCACCAGACACGUGGCUGAAGGAUUUUGUUUUGCUGCUCUAGACCCACAUGUUCCAACCAGUUCGCUACUUUACAGGAUGAAUCUUUUAUCUUUCCAGUUCCGACUUUGCCUCCCUCUUCCUGGAUGCCUUCUGUGUAAGCAGUGACAGGAUCGUAUGUAGCCUUUUAGCUAAGCAUGAGGACAGAGGGAGGGACAAACGAAGCUUCUGGUUCCCCCCACCUCUGAGGAAAACAUCUGAUUGGUUUUCAGAAGCAUCGCCUCCACCUCCCAACUGUGAAGUCCUGUGAAGGCACAGUUGUUCUUGGCUGAAGGGAACAGAAGGACACAGUACCAUGAGUUCCUUAAUCGUUUUUGAAGCAAAAAUGUUAAGGGAUUCUGAGCAUAUGAGGUUUUUGGUGUUUUGAUUUUUUUUUUUUAACUUUUUGCUAUUUCAGUCUGAGAGGCCCAUUUCAUUGUCGAUUCCUAUCUAAGAAGCCGUUCAAGUCUGAUAUCCCUGGCAAGAAAAAGAGCGAAAAAACCCUGCUGAAAUCAUACAGUAAUUUUCUUUAAAGCACAUAGUAGUUACAUAAAUAUAUAUAUAUAAAUAUAUUUUUGUUUAUAACUAACACAAGGCAGGCUCUUGUGACUCAGAGUGCAUUUUGUCAUCGAGACAAAACAAAUGCGAGAUGCAUUACUGCAUACUUCCAUAGAGUUGUAAAAUAAUCCUUAAUAUUAGAAUAUUUUUAUGUCACUUAGCGGAAGUGGUUCAACUGGUUGCAGCACCGAUUGUUUUUCCUGCCUGUUGGAGCCGCUCUCCCAUUCAUAUCAACCCCUUCCCUCCCUGGCAAAAUAAAGCAGAUGCAAAAAGCUCCUUAGAUGGAUCUGUUGUUUGCCCCGUAAUCACAGUCCAGAUUUUGAACCAUCCCUGUGAAUGAAGACAGGAAAGGCACCCUCCACCCCCAGAGGAGGAAAGUGGUUAAUAUAUAUACUGAGCUCCUAAAGUUUGAAUUCAGGUACUGUGUGUACAAUUUCAUCAACAUCUCGACCCAUGAAACUUACAUCUUGUGCCAAGAAGUUGUUGGUUCUCAUAAGGUACCCAUGUCCAGCAUUUGCAGAUUCAGGUAUCAAGAAGCAGAGCUGUCUCGUAAGUAGCACUUUACUACCAACUCAGCAUCUGUACACAGUGUCUACAUCAAAUGACAUCAGUCCACUAACGGAGUAUCACAUAUCCUCACAGCCGUCUGAUGUAAACUCGUGCCAUUUUCCAUCAAGUAUAUUUUGCUUUACAUUUUAAAUUACCUGAUGAGGGUGUUCAUUUUUCCCCUAACCUGCUUAGACAAUAAUUGCAAGAACAAAAAAAUUGACAAGCAAGGUGAUUGAAGGGUGUGAUGACUGCUAUAGCUCUCUGCUAUAGCUACGUUCAGUUGAUAUGAAAUAAACCAAUUUAUUUCUUGUGGA
Molecule: messenger RNA, 4421 nt
Organism: Capra hircus (goat)
Lineage: Eukaryota; Metazoa; Chordata; Mammalia; Artiodactyla; Bovidae
Gene: PLXDC2
Product: plexin domain containing 2
Exons: 14
Coding region: 849-2438 (529 amino acids)
Source: RefSeq, a predicted model, not a curated record